Messenger RNA from Aegilops tauschii subsp. strangulata, 717 nucleotides. RefSeq lists its product as uncharacterized. Lineage: Eukaryota; Viridiplantae; Streptophyta; Magnoliopsida; Poales; Poaceae. The record is from RefSeq and is a predicted model, not a curated record.
AUGGCGUCCCCCCACUCCAGCAACUCCAACCCGUUCGACGGACUCGUGCCCGACGCCACCGCCGUUCGUGAUCUCGACAUCCACACCCGUGUUCCCAUCAAGCUCGACCAAUCCACCUCCUCGUACUACGCGUGGAAGACCUACUUCAACCUCGUCUUCCGCGAGUACCACCUUCUCGAGCAUGUCGACGGGACCAUCGAUGGCGACCUCAUGGCGGAUGAUCUGGACUGGGCGGCCAUUGAGGCCUCCCUCAUCCGGUGGUUCUACCUCACCGUCUCUCCGGACAUCUUCCACACGGUCGUCGCGGACGACGACGACGCGUGUGCCCAGGAAUUUUUCGGGUGCCACCAAGAUGAUUCCUCCAUCGACAACUACUGCAUGCGCCUCAAGCGCCUCGCCGACGAGCUUCGCGACAUCGGCGCCAAGGUGUCGGACGAGCUCAUGCUUAGCACCCUCACCGCCGGCCUCAACGAGGAUUUCGGCAACGUGGCCUCGAACCUCUCCCUGCUGCCGAACCCGACCUUCCAGUCCGUCGCUGCAUAUUUACGUUUGGAGGAACGCCAGAUGAAGAAGGUCAAGGCCCGUGUCCAUCACACCGCCCUCGCCGCCGGGACAUCUCGUGGGCAGCAGCAGCCCCCUCCGCCCCAACCACGUCCGCCGGCGCCACUGGGGUACUUCCCCCUCCCGCCCGCUCCGCCCGCACCUCCUGCUCCUUAG